AUGACUGGUCCCAUGGUAGCAGCGUUGAUUCCCAAGAGAGCCCCAUCCUAUAUCCUGCCCAUGAUACAGUUGUGCUUAACUGUGGUGUCGACUGUUCCCCCUGAUGCCUCUGGGAUGGCUACUGCCUCCAUCCACUCACUCCUUGGACACUUCUCGGACUGGCUGCUUGGUGCCUUACGAGCCUAUCUCUACUACGAUGUCGUGGCCCGAUACAGGGAAGCUGUCGCUGGAGUUGUUGCUGCUGUUAUGUCCGAAGGUGGCAGACCCUUCAAGGCCCUCACGGAACUACAGCGGAUCAGACGAGAAUUCUUCCUCCGUCCUCUGAAGGACUUGCUGGGCUCCCAGGUCAACUUGAGAGAGCUCAAGUCCCGAGUGGACCAACUAGUCGGCUCAACUGCUGAUGAGCUUCUUUUCGAUCCUUCGGUUGGACCUGAAAGGUCCCUCGUAUUGGGACCAUCUGAUGAGAGCGAGCAUGAGAGAAAGCAGGCUCUGACGACCAGAGGGAUCCAAGCCGUUCAUCGGUUCGCAGGCAUCAUACUGUCGGAGGCUCUCUCCACUAUAGAGCUGGCCUUAUGGCGCCUACGUGUCUCACCGUCCCAACAGUCCUCUGCGACCUGCAAUGCCGUAUUAGCUAGAUUUCUACCACUGGUCAGUGGUCUGAGAUGCUACUUGCUACCUUACCUGGAACAGCAGCUGCGGUCGUCGUCUUGUGGUGCAUUCCUACGUUUCCUCGCACCCUUGAACGCCUCCUCCCCUCCCCUGCUUAUCCCCCUGGCCCGAGACGAACUACGCAUCCUCAGUGCGCAACUGCACGCCACUGCCUCGGAGUUCUUUGGCUUCACUUACUGUGAGCUCGCGCUGCAAGCAGGGGCAGGGCAACCUCGAAAAAUCCUACCAGUCAGCGGCCGACUCUUCGACCUACUACCCCACCGUAAGAGCCACUCUACUACUGGUGGUUCGUCAUGGCUCUCUGCUGUCCAGCAUCCUCUCUACUACAGCUUCACUGUCGUCCCAGUGCCCUUGGAAACUCUGCCUCCUGCUAAGCGACUGCACUACGACCUACUGCUAUCGGUCACGUCUCAAUGCCCUUGGGGGGAGCAUAGGGAACCCUUUACCAUGGACGCCCGCAAAUGGAUGAUGAACAUUCCCGGUUUGGGCUCGAAAGGGGUCACUCGAAUAGCCUUGCCGAUGGAUAUCAUGGACGACAACUUCACAGAGAUUGAUAAGGAUAUCGGCGAUGUUCACGAUGGGGCUGUUGAUGAGGAGCUCUUGCCUCAUCCUCAUGCUGGUGGUCACCAAUCGACUAAGCCUUCCCUGUUCUUCCACAUGCUCCGACCAGGAAAUGGAGGCGUGCUUACGGUGAGGCUCACCAAGAUGCAGUUCUUUCACUACGUCCAGAGCACGUGUUCGAACCGUCGGAUGCCAGCGGUCAGGCGAUGGGCGUUCCUUGCCCUCAUGCUCUUGGGGGGCGGUGGUGGUGGUUCAGGGACGACCCUCACCAUUGCUGUCCUGAGUCGACUGCACGUUGUGAGGCCAUUCUUUGCCCUCGAGGACAGCAGUGGAGAUCGUAGCAUACCAGAAGGGCAGCCUCGAAUGCCUGUCGUUUGCCCUUGUGUCCGAGUGGCCGGCUUAUCCAAGGGGGUAUGCCUAUUUGAUAGCCACAGAGCCUCUCAGCCUCACAGAGUCCUUCGGCAACCCACUCUGGAGGAGCUAGGCUCCUUAUGGUCUCAGUCUGAGGCCUCGAUGGAGAUAGCCCUACCCACGGAAGAUGUGUCGAUGAGACUCUCCGAUUUGAGGGAUCUAGAAAGGAAUAUACGUUUCGAUCUGCCACGCGCCGAGCCCAGCAUGAGCAUCGCCGUAUUGUCUGCGGUGGGCAGCAAGCUAUUGGACACAUGGUCGAGAGUGAAGAAUGCAUGGGAUGAGGUGGACGAUGAUGAUGAGGGCCUAGAGGUGGGCAGUGACUACGAAGGGUCUACUAACGAUGAGGAUGAGCGUGACGAGGAGCUACUGGCCCCUGAUCCGAAGUGGGGGAUAGAGCUAGCUGAUGGGCCCCUCACCAACAAGAAAGAAUCUGAAUUCAUGUGGGACUUCAUAUCACCACUAACGUCGCAGCUCCCACCAGGCUACGAGCCGGAGCCUGAGGAGGAAGUCGCAGAUCACCAGCGUUUGUUGCCCAAACCGGACAGGGCCAGUGCACGAGAAGGGGUGUAUACUUAUGGUCCGAUGACGCCUCCCAAUAGUGUAACGUAUGUCCCUAUGUUCGAGUAUAAGAACGGCAACAUACUCAUAGACCAUUACCAGAAGUUCACCGUCGCCCAUCCUCCGUCUGUUUGGCAUUGGGCGCCUCUGCCGACGCCAACCGUCCCCCAGUCGCCAAUUGUCAGCCUGCCGGCGACUGCAGCGGCUAGUGCUCUCCUCCAGGGUGGAUUCGCCCUGGCAACGUCUCUCUAUGACCUGCAGCAUAAACGCUGCUCUAAGAAGGAUGUGUACCGAUGUGUGGUAGAGGCCGCUAGUAGAGGCUCAGCGGUCGGGGCUUGCUGUUGGACUCUCGCCAACGUUGCUGGGGUCACUAAUGUGGCCAUACUUUCUGGCACAGUUUCCCUCCUGUGGCUGGCCCUCAGGGCCCUCACUGUCCACUCUCGAGAACAGCUCUUGUCGGAUGCCUGUGUUACUCUCAGUGGGACGGCAGCUGCGGUUGCGGUCUUCAGAUGGCGACAGGCUGGGAGUAAACAGCGCCUUGUACGUCUAGCCCGGAUGAUGCUGGGGCUACCGCGCGAUGGCUCGGCCGACGAGAAGGUUGGUUCGCGAUGGCGUUUCGUCGCCGGUAUGGUCCAUCCAGACAGACGCGGUGGUGACGGGAUAUCCAACGAGGACAAGAAGUUAUUUGAGCUCUUUAUGCUCUGCAGAGAGUACGGUGCUCAAGUGCACGACCAAAUAAUUCAGAUUGUCAAGCUAUCCCUUGGAGAGCGACAGGCAAGCAAGGGUAAGAAAGCUGACGCUGAUCAGGCGGGCGAGGGGCCACUCUAUCUUGAGGAUGGGACUAGAUUGGAUAACUCAGCAGCGGUCGAGGAGCCUUUGACGUCCAUCGAGACAAUGGUUGGUGCCGUGCAGCGAUUUGCAUAUAUGGCGAUUGUGGAGCCCCAGCUGCAGCAUCAGCGGAGAAUUGAGUCGGAUCUGCGUAGGGCUGUACAUGAGACGGUGCCCCGUGGAGUUGAUGGAGAGGAAGUUCUUGAUUGA
Messenger RNA from Perkinsus marinus ATCC 50983, 3237 nucleotides. RefSeq lists its product as hypothetical. The record is from RefSeq and is a predicted model, not a curated record. The transcript is spliced from 18 exons. Lineage: Eukaryota; Perkinsozoa; Perkinsida; Perkinsidae. Bases 1 to 3237 code for a protein of 1078 amino acids.